Oncorhynchus kisutch (coho salmon) is the source of this 7986-nucleotide messenger RNA. Its product is annotated as keratin, type II cytoskeletal 8. The record is from RefSeq and is a predicted model, not a curated record. The transcript has 9 exons. Gene Ontology annotation, biological process: keratinization; intermediate filament organization. Gene Ontology annotation, cellular component: keratin filament. Gene Ontology annotation, molecular function: structural constituent of skin epidermis. The coding region runs from base 5705 to 7564 and encodes 619 amino acids. Lineage: Eukaryota; Metazoa; Chordata; Actinopteri; Salmoniformes; Salmonidae.
GGGUGUAACCGAUGUGAAAUGGCUAGCUAACUAGCGGGGUGCGCGCUAAUAGCGUUUCAAAUCGUUGACGUCUCUCGCUCUGAGACCUUGUAGUUGUUCCUCUUGGCCACGGCUUUUGUGGAGCGAUGGGUAACGUGGCUGUUGUCUAUGUGUGCAGAGGGUCCCUGGUUCUAGCCCAGGUAGGGGUGAGGAGAGGGACGGAAGCUAUACUGUUACAUUAAUGCCGUUGACCCGGAUCACUAGUUGCUGCGGAAAAGGAGGAGGUCGAAAGGGUAACCGAUGUGAAAUGACUAGCGGUGUGCGCGCUAAUAGUGUUACUUUACUCUCUCUGAGACCUUGAAGUAGUUGUUCCCCUUGCUCUGCAAUGUCCGUAGCUUUUGUGGAGCGAUGGGUAACGAUGCUUCGUGGGUGUCAGUUGUUGAUGUAUGCAGAGGGUCCCUGGUUCGAGCCCUGGUACGGGCGAGGAGAGGGACGGAAGCUAUACUGUUACACGGGGGGCUGCCUUAAUCGACAUCCAUGUCAUUGGAUGUCAAAUAAACAAACACAUCAAGAAAAAGUUACUGUGAUGAUGUGACGCGCACAAAGACUUUGGUAAGCUGAUACCAUAGUGUCUCUGUCUCUCUCUGGUUUCAGGGAUAGGAUUGGGAGAAGGGGGUAUGGGGGGGUGCUCUUGUGUCACAUUUGAGUGGUAGAAUGCCGGACACUGAUUUCACAAAAUUCUUUGGUUGUGUAGUUGAUAUCUUCAAGGUGAUACCUUUGAAAAGAAUGUUUGCAGAUAGCUGUGAUAGGCUGAAUGAUAUCUUUUAGUGGUUUGUAUCUCAUUGAUGUUGAUUGUGUCACCCGAAAGGUAAUAAGGUCACAGAGACAGAAAGAGCCAUUGAGUUUUUCAUCCAGUACACAAAAACGCAUCUAUAUCCAUUGUUCUUAAGAGAACAUACCAGAAAAGCACUGUGAGUGGAAACAUUACCUCUCAAAGGUCAGAAACAACAUAGCAUGACAUAAUAGAAGAACGGACAGACUAGAAAGAUGCAGAAUGUAACAUUUUACACGGAAUCUUGAAGUAGUUUCGCAAGCCAAUGAUAACCAGUGUUAGAGCAACGACUGGAAGUCUGUGUGUAUCGGCUAGCAUGCCAAAAUCCCGUAGUAUUCCUUUAAUGGUACGUGCUUUUUUUUUCUCCCUACAGAUAUAUCAUAGACAUAAUUCAAUUAAGGGGUAUUUGUUUGUGGAAAUGUAACAGAACGCGCCGAAUUAAACCCUCUGCCCUUAAGGAGAUGGUCUCAAAGUUAAUAGGUGGUGGCGUUUAUAGCAGUGGAAAAUAACAGGUUCCCAACGACCCUCACUGACGACACUACUGUAUGCCCUGGCUAGGGCGGAUUCACAAAAUGGACCCUAGAGACAAAAUAACAAAACACAGUACCCAGGGGAAGUCGGCUAAAGCCCAUACACUUCCCCUUGUUUUCUUUAUACUCUGACUCUACCUCACCUUCACGGUUGAUCAAGUUUCAAAGCUUCGCCUCUUCAUCACAACAGCUCUCAUAUCAUACAGGAUGUAUCAAUGCCCAGUCCUUUCAUGCAACGCUUGGGCAGUACACCUCAAUUAUUUAAAACAGUUUAAUUGGCAGAAGAAGAGGAACUUCUCAAUAGAAUCAGAGUGACUUAUCUCACUACUUCUACGCCAUUACAAAAUGUUUGAAAUGAUAGUCCACUUUGAAAUGAAUGUUUGUCAGUGCAAAUCAAAUGCACUUCUGAAAGUGCUGUCCAGAAAUCCACAUUCUCCAAUUGAUUGUAUACAGGCCAUAGUCUAGCUUUAAAUCCAUUGGAGCAUUAAGCUCAAGAGGAGACUGAAUUCCCCCCCCCCCCCUCCCAGCUUGAACUUUCUCGGAUGAACUUUUACUUGUUUAUUCUCCUCUUCUUCUUUUUUACUCACUUUCCACUCUGUUACCCCUGAACCUGUGAGUGAUUACCUAGCUAAGACAAUUACAGUGCUACAACGUUGUGCCAACGUCAUAUGUCAGUAGGGCACUUACUCACUCAAUCCCAUGACUUGGAGUUAAGCCAGGGGGAGGAAAAAAAGAGGAGCAAGGGUAAGAAAAGGGAGGGUGGAUCUUGAUCUCUUUAUAGCAAAUUAGGAGUUUGAGUCUUAGAUAAAGACCUUGGACACCCUGGGACCCUGAACAUUAUUGAAUGUCCUGCUUACAUUCUUAUAUCUGCGUGGGAAUUCCAGUUUUACGAGCAAGGUGUGGCCAUGUGGGUCUGUGAAGGUCGCUCAUCAGACAUGAGUGAAAUGUGACAGUUGCGGGCCAUUUUCUCUCAGAGUUGUCAUGUCCAUCUUUAGAGUCUUAGUGCCAGUAUGUUCCCUUUUUACACAUGUCCACAAAUACAGUAACACACCACUGAAAAUGCAUAGUCAGCAACAUGGCCUCUUAAUUAAUAUGCUCCUUUUUAACACAGACACGUACAUAACAAUGAAUACACAAACCCUCUACUGAAAAUGCAGUCAAUCACCACAAUAGUCUCUUAAAGGGAUAGUUCACCCAAAUACAAAUUUGCAUAAUGGUUUCCUUCCCCAAUAAGCAGUUUAUGGGCAACGUAUGACAUCAAUCAUGCUUGGAAUUUGGUUGAACUUUUUAGCAUUUGUGGACCAAAACCGAUCAUCAACUAGAUUCAUCCGAGUGUUGAUUCUUUGUUGAGCAGAUGGUCGGCUGGCCGGAACAUAUUUACCAAUCAAUGGUAAACUACAAAUUUACCGCAAGAAGCCCAAGUAGAUAUGUUUGACUAAAACGUGAUAAUUUCAAACCUUGCUUUCAUUUGUAUAUGAUCACGUGUCUCUUAUUAUAUGUGGGAAUAUUGGGAACAGAUUUCUUAAAUUAAAAUCCCUUGGACCUGAUUUCCUGGUGUUUUUAGUCUUUAAUGUCCAUAAAUGAAAAUUAAUAUUAUACUUUUUUUUGCUCAGAAAACUUGGGGGGCCAAAUGAAACCACUCCUGGGCCAAAUUUGGCCUGUGGGCCGCUAGUUGGGAAACCCUGGCUUACGAGGUAAGGAAACCGAUAACUAUCCCUUUAACAUGUUCCCUGUAGACUUACAGUUCAUGAGUCUAUACAAUUCCACUGAAAAUGCAUAGUCAGCCUUCACACUCUUUAGGAACAUUGGAAUAUAUAGUAAAAAAUACUUUAGAAAUAUGACAAUAAAGGUUAUUUGAAUGACAUCUCUUUUCUAUUAGGAUCCUUGCAUAGGAAAAUUAAGAAAGUAUUCACGCACACACAUUCACACACCAGGGACUGCAAAAUAAAGCUUAGUUAGUUCGUUAGUCACUACCUACUUACUUACCUUUAUUGAAUCCCAUUGGGAAAAGGGUCUUGUUUUCCUAUUCAACAAGCAUGACAUUAUUGCAUUUAUGAUUUAUCACAAGGCAAAGAAACAGCACAGUGGUUUACGUACACAUUACAGUCCACUACGAAUGAGCACUAGGGGGACCCAGCCUCAAGCCAUGCAACUCCAAUCCGGCAUAACUGAAGAGGGUGUGGCAGUCUAUGUGCAAACAGGCAGGCGUACUUGGACCCGUCCAAUUGUUUUUAUGGGAUGCUAAAAUCGUUGCCCUAGUGUUGACUAAACUUCAGACACAGAUGUAGGUGGCAGGAAGAUGCCUGUAGCGGAAUUAUGCAACCCAUAUCGCCACGCCCUUAGGAUUAUUCGGAACAGCAGCCCCAUACAACUCGAGGUCAACCUCUCUCUUUCUAAAGAGGGUCUGUUUCUUCUCAGCGGCUAAUCGUUGUCUUCUGCCCCUCCAACCCUCACCCACUCAUCGCAUGUACGUGUUUAUCUCAGCACAUUCCAAUCUUUAUGUGUCGCAUUUGAAGACCGACGCACACAAACCAAAACAUCUCUCGUCUCUGGAGGCUGCGGGGCGAGAGGGUCAGAUGUCAAAAGGGUGUCUCUUAAAUUACUUCAGGUCUCUGACAAUAGAUGAGGAACGCAGUGAUUUCACCCAGAGGACAAGAGAGAUUUUUAUCCCAUAUAUGUCAGUUAUUAAGGUCGAUAAGAUUAGAGAAAUACAGCUGUUUUUGUUUGUUUAGUGAUGAAUGUGUUGAACAAUAGGUCAUUGGUCACUUUGACAAAUAUGGUAAUGCUUGAGCCAGAUAAGGCUCCAAUGGUAUAAGCUCUUCACAGUGCAACUUUGGGACUGUUUACAAAUGGAGUUAAAGUUUCCAAUACUUGGGAUAAACUGAACAAUGCUGAUUUACUACUCGAUCAGAUCAGUCAAAAUGACUCAAACAAAUUAAAUGAAAAAUUAAAUACUAUAUCAUUUCCCCCCAACUGACUUCAUUGGGGUGAGUUAUUGAGUUCAUUGCAUGACAGACAUUAUUUAUCUCUUCAACCCAGCAGUUCAAUUCUGAUAAGCCUUUCCCAUGUGUUACUUAGCAACAAGCCUGUAAAACACCUACACAGCCACGUCCACACACAUGCUUCAUGUCUGGGUCAACAGUCAGCACAGACUUUUGCUUUCUCCUCAGAACAUUUGAUAUGUUAUUUUGUCAUUACAGCCCCCCCCUCCCCCAAAUUAUAUUUUACUCAAACCACUUCCGGCCAUAUUGAUUUGACACCGCUGCUCUAACUGCUAACUAUUAAUUAACCGAAUCGCAUUACUUCCAUUGAAGUACAGUGUGUGUCUUAUUCUAGUCAAUCACAGUGUCAACACUAGAAGAAGUGAAGCCCGGAGGUAAAGAUACAGUAUAUACCGUACUUUAAAGAAAUUGGCAGGUACAAGAACGACAACUUGUACAGGAUCUGACUUCCAGGUACAGAUGUCUGGCCAGUAUCUAUAAAACGAGUGCUGAUCUAGGGUCAGAUCACACCUGUCCAUAUAAUCUUUAUUCAUUAUAAUCUAAAAGGCAGUCCGACUCUGGGACACUUUAUGAAUACGGGUAAUUGACUGCUUUUCUUGUUUCAUUGGAAAAUGGAGUGUAUAGAAGGCCUUGCUUACAAGUGCAGUCUGUCUGUGUAAGAUUCCUUGGCUGCUCAUUGGUCAUAUUGAAAUAUGCCUCUUGAUUUUGGGAGAAUAUUACUCAUGGAAUAUCUUUGCACUAUAUACUGUAUGUUAGCUCACUAAUACAGUUCUGGGUAUUAGAAAGUUACUUUUUUCACACGCAAAAUGCCUGCUGCAGCAAGGUACAUUGUUAAUGGUGACAAACUGUUAAUGAUGAUGCUGAGCACCAAGUUCUAUAGCAAUCAUCUAACAAGAGCCCAUUCCCAGAAUUGGACUUAGUUUUUGUACAAUUCAUUAGGAAUUUUGAAGAGGUUUUUCAUGAUGCAAAGAAUGCAUUCUGCACUGGUCAACUGUAUUGAGACUCUAACAUAAAUACAUUAUGAUACGAAUAGUCAGAAUAUCAUUAUGAUAGCACAUAAUUCUGCAAAUAAAGAAAAGCAGCUCCAAUCCCUGUUAUGUAAGUUUUGUACACUCUCAAAUUCACUUGGUGCGCUGUAAAUGUGUAACAUGAUUAAAUUCUAUUACCUCCAGCAUUCCCCCAUUCUGCGCUCCCCUACUGCAUGCUAGCCAAUCAUAAUGUCCCUCGGUCCCUCCCCUUUCCAGAUAAAAAGAGGGCCAGGGAACAGUGAGCUCCAUCUGCACGAGUCUCUCUCUCUCUGCAGCGAAUCUCCCAGGCUCUACAGACCACCUACUGUAGCACUUGCUAAAACCUAAGUCAUCAUGUCCACCAGAGCUGUGAAGAGCACCAGCUACUCUUUGAGGUCCUCCUCUGCAGGCCUGGGGUCUCAAAACUUCAGCAGCAACUCCAGCAACGGCUAUGGCGGCGGAGCCAGACAACAGAGCUACAGCGUCCGCAGCUCUUAUGGGGGUGUUGGCAGCAGCGCCGGGGGUGUGGCAGCAGGUGGCUAUAGGGUAGUUGGGGGGUACGUGGCUGGAGGGACUGGGCAAAGAGGGGGCGGGAUGGAGUUUGGGUAUGCGGGCAUGGGUGUUGGCGGUGGUAUGGGAAUGGGGGGUGGUAUGGGGAUGGGGGGUGGGAAGAUGACAUGUGUGGGUCCCCCUCAGAUCACUGCUAUUCAGGUGAACAAGAGCCUGCUGGCCCCCCUGAACCUGGAGAUCGACCCCAACAUCCAGGUGGUCCGCACCCACGAGAAGGAGCAGAUCAAGACCCUCAACAACCGCUUUGUGUCCUUCAUCGAUAAGGUGCGUUUCCUGGAGCAGCAGAACAAGAUGCUGGAGACCAAGUGGGGUCUCCUGCAGGACCAGACCACCACCCGCUCCAACAUCGACGCCAUGUUUGAGGCCUACAUCUCCAACCUGCGCAGACAGCUUGAUGGUCUGGGCAACGAGAAGAUGAAGCUGGAGGGGGAGCUGAAGAACAUGCAGGGCCUGGUUGAGGACUUCAAGAACAGGUAUGAGGAUGAGAUCAACAAGCGUACCGAGUCUGAAAACAACUUUGUUCUCCUCAAGAAGGAUGCAGAUUCUGCCUACAUUGUCAAGACGGAGCUGGAGGCCAAGCUGGACUGUCUUACUGAUGAGAUUGAAUUCCUCAGGACUAUCUAUGACGCGGAGCUGCGUGAGCUGCAGGGCCAGAUCAAGGACACCUCUGUUGUGGUGGAGAUGGACAACAGCCGUAACCUGGACAUGGACUCCAUCGUGGCUGAAGUGCGCGCUCAGUACGAGGACAUUGCCAACCGCAGCAGAGCUGAGGCCGAGACCUGGUACACGCAGAAAUAUGAACAGAUGCAGGUGUCAGCCACCAACUAUGAGGACAAUCUGAAAAACACCAAGGUAGAGAUCGCAGAUAUCAACCGCAAAAUCAUGAGAUAUCAGUCUGAAAUUGACAAGAUGAAGGGUCAGCGCGGCCACCUGGAGAACCAGAUCGCUGAGGCCGAGGAGCGCGGUGAGCUGGCGGUGAAGGACGCCAGGCUUCGCAUUAACGACCUCGAGGUGGCCCUGCAGAGAGCCAAGCAGGAUAUGACCAUGCAAGUACGCCAGUACCAGGAGCUGUUGAACGUCAAACUGGCCCUGGAUAUUGAGAUCGCCACCUACAGGAAGCUGCUGGAAGGAGAGGAGAGCAGGCUGGUGAAUGGAAUCAAGUCGGUCAACAUCUCCAAACAGUCUUCUUCAACGAACUACAACUCUUACCCCCUGGAAAGCAGUCGCACCACCAGCUAUGUCAGCGGCUCAACGGGGGGAUACAAGGUCAGCAGCACCAGCUACGGCAGCAGCACUUACGUCAGUGGCCAUGAGAGCCACCAUAUAGGCAGCAGCUUCGACCUGCCUGGCAGCAUCACCCUGGUAGGCACUACCAGCAGAGAUGUGGAUACCAGCAUCAGCCUGGGAGGCGCCAAAGGCACCAGCAGAGACAUGGAUGUCAGUAUCAGCCUGGGAGGCAGCAACAGCCUGGCUACUAGCAGAGACAUGGAUGCCAGCGUCAGUGUCAAUAGCAGUUCCACUGUCACCAACAACAAAUCCCAGACCACCUUAGUCAAGACCGAUGAUGCCGAGGUGACCUCGAAUGUGGCUUCUGAUGCGGCGUCCAACCAUGCCGAGGAACAGGUGGCUGAGAGCGACAAAUGAGGAGAUUUCUUAAUCGCGGGUGACCGCGUAAUUAGCAUACUGUGGAUCUAUCUGUCGCAGAUAUAUGCUUCUCCAACCUACCUUUCACCCUUCCACUAGUUUCACUUUUCUAGCCAGGUUAUUAGUGUAUUUACCUGCUGAACAGAACAGUGACAUAUCAAACAGGCUACAUAUAUCCACCUGGAAUCACAGGCAGUCUAACUGUAUCCUCAGUCUAACUGUAACUUUUCCUACCCACAAAGGGUUUGUUUUAAAAUGGUAAAUGUGAAAGGUUGGGGGUAAGAUUUCCCUUAAAAGGCCCCUGAAAGUCGACCCCUAGUGUCCAUUCGAGUCACCAGCAGGUGUCAUUGUGGCACAUGUUUCUCUCUCUGCUUGCUCUGAGACCCAUUAAAGUCCUUGGAGAAAAAAACAACCUCUUUAUG